Molecule: messenger RNA, 1116 nt
Organism: Protomyces lactucae-debilis
Lineage: Eukaryota; Fungi; Ascomycota; Taphrinomycetes; Taphrinales; Protomycetaceae
Product: ribosomal protein S2, flavodoxin-like domain-containing protein
Exons: 1
Coding region: 142-1017 (291 amino acids)
Biological process (GO): ribosomal small subunit assembly; cytoplasmic translation
Cellular component (GO): ribosome; cytosolic small ribosomal subunit; 90S preribosome
Molecular function (GO): structural constituent of ribosome
Source: RefSeq, a predicted model, not a curated record
AGCCGCCAGUCCACAAUUCAGAGUUAGGCAGAGUCAGAACUCAGAAGUCAGUCACAGUGCAGUCCACAGUCAGUCCACAAAUUCAGGCAGAACACAAGUAAACCUAGACUAGAGAAGUAAUCCACCAUCCACAUCCACACCAUGUCCUCCUCUAAACUCCCAGCAGCCUUCGAUGUCGACCAGGAGACAGUCCAGAUGCUCCUCGCCGCACAGGCACACAUCGGUGCAAAGAACGCAAACACCCGCAUGACACCCUACAUCCACCAGCGUCGCCAGGACGGAGUCAACAUCAUCAACAUCGGCAAGACAUGGGAGAAGAUUGUCCUUGCUGCUCGUGUCAUUGCUACCAUCGAGAACCCAGCUGAUGUCUGUGCCAUCUCCGCUCGUCCCUACGGACAGCGUGCCGUACUCAAGUACGCAGCACAUACAGGUGCUUCUGCCAUCGCCGGUCGCUUCACUCCCGGUAACUUCACCAACUACAUCACCCGUUCCUUCAAGGAGCCACGUCUCAUCAUCGUGACGGACCCACGUACCGAUGCUCAGGCCAUCAAGGAGGCAUCGUACGUCAACAUCCCCGUCAUUGCCCUUUGUGACACCGACUCCCCGCUCGCCCACGUCGACAUCGCCAUCCCCACCAACAACAAGGGACGUCACUCCAUCGGUCUCAUCUGGUACUUGCUUGCCCGUGAGGUCCUCCGUCUCCGUGGCACCAUCCCCAACCGCACCCAACCUUGGUCUGUCAUGGUCGACUUGUACUUCUACCGUGACCCUGAAGAGGUUGCCGCUGAGGAGCAGGACCAGGAGGAUGUCAAGGCCCUCGAGGCCGCUACGGGUGCUACACCCGCUGAACCUGACUGGGCUACCGAUGGCGCCAACGUCGUCGCUACUGGCGGUGUCGAUGCCGGUGUUGCUGCUGUGGCCACUGCUGGUCAGGCUGGCGGUGAACAGCCCGACUGGAACGCAGCUGCUGCUGACGACUGGUCCGCUGAACCCCAGCCGACCGACGACUGGGCAUAAACACCCUUAGGACAUGGACAUGGGAAAUAUAUGGAUGACCCAGGGACCCACUCCCUCUGCUUCUCUCGCACAGGUGACGCUCCCUCUUUUGCUUUUCAU